GGCCAUGCUGCGAAAAGUCUACCUUGUUGGCGGGCACGUCACUCCCUUUGUCGGGAAAGGAUAUCCCAACUUCCAGAAGGGUGCAAAGGGCUUGAAGGAGUACUUUGCUGAGUCCAUCCAGGGUGCGUUCCAGAAGACUGGCGUCAAGGCAGAGUCCAUUGAUCGGAUCUACGUCGGCAACUUUGCAGGCGAACUCUUCAAUAGCCAGGGCCACCUUGGGGCAGCAGUGGCAGCAGCUCAUCCAGCUUUGCUCUACCGGCCAUCCAUGCGGGUGGAGGACCGGCGGUCCCUGGCAGCUGAUGUUGCAGACGCUGCCUGUGCAUCUGGUGGCCUGGCUUGUGCAGAGGCUGUUCGAGCCAUCAAAUCUGGAGACGAUUGUGUGAUGGCAGUUGGCGUGGAAGUGCAGACGGAGGCCGAUGCGCGGACGGGAGGGACAUAUUUAGCACGUGCUGCAGAUUUUAAUCGCCAGUCCAGCAUCGACGAUUUUACCUUCCCUGCGCUGUUCGCUCGACGAGCCAAAGCUUACUUGACAAAGUACCCAGAUGUGCAAAUGGCAGACUUAGCUGGCGUUGGAGUGAAGGCCUACUCCAAUGGAAAUAAGAACCCUUUGGCACACAUGCAUGCUAUCCAGCUACCUCCAGAGAAAGCUGUUGCUGGAAAAGAGUUCUUGCAGAAUGCAGAUCUUAAGCCCUUUGUUCAACACACCCAUUGCUCUCAAGUCUCGGAUGGUGGUGCGGCAGCUAUAUUUAUGUCCGAAGAGGGCUUGAAGAGAAGUGGCCUGAAUGAGCAGUCAGCUGUUGAGAUUGUGGCCUCAGACUAUGGUGUAGGUGACUUGUGGUCUGAUCCUGCAGAUCUCACUGUGAUGGACACCACAAAAGCUGUAGUCACCCGGAUGUUGGCAUCUGCUGGAGUGAGCCCCAGCGACCUAGAGGUGGCUGAGGUCCAUGAUUGCUUCGCCAUCGCAGAGGUCCUCAUGUAUGAGGCCAUUGGCCUGGCAGGCCCAGGAAAAGGUACUGAGCUGCUGAAGUCGGGUGCCACCUCCCUGACGGGAAAGAUUCCAGUCAACACAGGAGGCGGUUUGAUCUCCUUUGGUCACCCGGUAGGCGCGACAGGAGUCAAGCAAGUCCUGGAAAUAUAUCGCCAGAUGAAGGGCCUUUGUGGCGACUACCAGAUGUCUCGAACGCCACAGCUGGGCCUGACUGUGAACAUGGGUGGGGAUGAUCGCACCAGUGCUGCGAUGCUGCUCCGGAAUACAUCUCUGACUAGCAAGCUUUAAGGGCACGAGCGCUCGUGAAAGCCCGGCUUAAAAGAAGCAACUCAAUGCUGUAGGCUUUGGUUGCGGUUAUAGAGGCAGCGGAACUUUGAGAGGCCAGCAACACAUGCAAACUCUUAA
Durusdinium trenchii is the source of this 1393-nucleotide messenger RNA. The record is from the annotation of a GenBank genome assembly. Lineage: Eukaryota; Dinophyceae; Suessiales; Symbiodiniaceae.